Vitis vinifera (wine grape) is the source of this 3578-nucleotide messenger RNA. RefSeq names its product inactive poly [ADP-ribose] polymerase RCD1. The record is from RefSeq and is a predicted model, not a curated record. The coding region runs from base 737 to 2563 and encodes 608 amino acids. Gene Ontology annotation, molecular function: NAD+ poly-ADP-ribosyltransferase activity. Lineage: Eukaryota; Viridiplantae; Streptophyta; Magnoliopsida; Vitales; Vitaceae. The transcript has 9 exons.
CACAUGGCAAACACAAAAUCAAGCUAAGAGUAUUUUCGUCUAUUCGUAAUUCCAACCAAUCUAAAGACAAGCGUGACGCAGCAGCCUCACAGCCAGGUAAUCCUAGUUGUGUGGGCCACCAUUUCUUUUCCUUCAAGAAAGAAAUCAGGCACGGACAGCCGACUUGCGGAUGACUCCGUCAGUGGUCCAUAUUAACGACGUCGUUUUCAAAGCACAGUUCUUCGUUUUCGCGAGUUAGGGUUUCUUCGAACCACAUCGGUGUGGCAUCAGAGUCCCAUCUCAUGAAAAUCGUAUCCAAUCCGCCUUUUCGGUCUUCAGAGGAAAGCUAUUUUCAAAUGUAGAAGAGACUUACUCCUAAAGGUAAUGGGAGAUAAAUGGGUAAUAUUUCCUCAAGCUAAGCAGGAGGGUAUCCAUUUUUGAAGGAGAUCUUCUGUGGGAAUCAUUUUUCCUUGAAGGGAUUGGAGCCAAGAGAGAUUGAAUUCUGAAUAUGGUGAGCAACUUCGUUUCCAACUGUAGAGUGACCAAGGAAACUGCUCUUCGUAUGGACUAUAUUGUGGUAAGGGAGAAGAUGAACAUGUACAGAAUGACAACUGAUUGUCAGGCCUUGGGGUAUUCAAUUAUCUUCGGCAUUGUGGUUUCUCUGAGAAUAGGUACCUGACUUUAGGAUUGUACAUUACAUUAGAUUUGAACUCGGGACUAAAUCUGUGCAUAGGGAUUCCUUAUAUACAUUGUAGAAAUGGAAGCGAAGUUUGAAAAGGUAUUGGAUACUAAUAGAAGACUUGUGGUCGGCUUGAAGAGGAAGCGGGUGGCUCAGUAUGCAGCAAGCUGGUCCCCCAUGCAUAAAAAUAAGCUCCGCAAGCAGAGAAAAUCAGAUGGGUGCAGAAUGAAUUCUGGGUCAAAUUUUGGAAAAACUUUACUUAAAUAUUAUUCAAAUUUUAUGAAAACUGAAUUGCCACAACGCAUAAUGUUUUAUUUGAAUGGUGAAUGGACUGAUUUCCCUGAAGAUCUUGUUGGCUUGGUGAAGAAAGAUUUUCAGGUAAAGAAGUCAUAUAUUGAGGUUGAGCUCAACAACAAUCACUUUAUGAUAGACUUUUUGCACAUGAAGCGAGUUGAUCUGAAGACAGGUAUGGAGAAACCAAUUGCUUGGAUUGAUGAAGCUGGUAACUGCUUCUUUCCAGAAAUUUUCUCUGGUGAUGCUGAAUCCCAUAACUGCUGUGGACAUGAAUGUGGCCAACAGCUUUUAUUUAGGGAGCCUUAUGGUUCCCAUGAUAUCAAACUGCAACUUGAGAUUGAUGUAAAUGACGCGGGUCACACCAACUUAAAGGAAUGUAGUGGAGAGUCAAAUCCUGUUAUUAAGCAUGUUCUCAUUGAUAAAAAUCCUGCUAGUGAUCAGAAUGACGUAGAAGUUGAGGAUAGUUGCAACAAAACAUCUGAUGCCAAAAUGGAUAAGGCUGUGGGAGAAAAUCAACAGAUGGAGGGAAAAUUAGUCACCAGGAUUGAAUCUGUGCAUGGAACUUUGAAGUUUGAUACUGUGCGGGAUAUGUUUAUUAGCAGCAUGAGCCCAUUUAUUAGUGCAAGUAUACUUGAGGUAUACCAGGGCUCAAGUUCUUCAAUGCAAGCUCGACUAGAGCUCUUUCAGAAGCAGGUUGAGAUCACCAGUAAGUAUCGCACUGAGGCAAAUGUUAGAUAUGCUUGGCUUGCUUCCUCUAAAGAAGCACUGUCUAGUAUCAUGAUGUAUGGGCUUGGGCACUAUGGAACAUCCCAAGAGAAGCUCACAUAUGGUAUUGGUGUUCAUCUCACAGCUGUGAACUUCCCGUACAUCAGUGCAAAUUAUUGUGAUGUUGACGAAAAUGGUGUACAACACGUCGUAUUAUGUCGUGUUAUACUGGGAAAUAUGGAGCUUGUUCAUCUUGGAUCCAAACAAUGUUACCCCAGUUGUGAGGAUUUUGACAGUGGAGUUGAUGAUCUUCAAAAUCCGAGACAUUAUAUAGUCUGGAAUAUGAAUAUGAACACACACAUCUAUCCAGAAUUUGUUGUUAGUUUCAAGGUUUCUUCUAGUUCCAGUGCCGAAGGAUAUCUAGUUGAAAAUGGGAGAAAGGAUGAUGUUUCAGGGUUUUCUCCUCCUCAAAGGCAGCCCGAAGGCCAGUUGCAGUUAGCCUCACAUCAUCCGGUUGGUUUGGGACCCCACUGCCCUCAAACUCCAGGUUUAGAGGGAUCUCUUGGAAAAGCUGCUACUUUUGGUUCAAGCACUGUAAAGGUUCCCAAAUCCCCUUGGAUGCCUUUCCCUAUGUUGUUUGCAGCUAUCUCAAAGAAGGUUCCUCUGAAAGAUAUGCAACUAGUUAAUGCUCAAUAUGAACAAUUUAGGACGAAAAAGAUAAAUCGGGCUGAUUUUGUUAAAAAGUUGAGAAUGAUAGUUGGAGACACUUUGUUGAGGUCCACAAUAACACAUCUUCAGUGCAAGUGCCAUAUUGAAGCCUUCAUGCUAUGGGUACUAUGGGCACAAUUCCUUCAUAUGAGUAUGAUUUUAGCUAUAACAUGUUGCAGUGGUUUAUAUGCCCAUUGAUUAGAUGGUUGUGUGCAUAAAAUAAUUUGUGCUUACCAAAGAGCUGCUGCCAAAGCUUAUUGGGUUUUCUCUUCACACAGUUUUUCCUUCCAUUCAAGUCAUUUCUUCCCAGUUUAGGUCCUUGGAUCUUGUCUUCUUUCGCUCUUUCCUUCUAUCUUUUUCUUUCUUUCUUUCCAUUUUAUUUUUCUUUCUUUCUCUGUGGGCAAGAUGUUCUUUGUUUUUGAUUGAAGUGUAUAUUGUGCAUCUGGAAUGGUAACAAGGUAAAUUGUUUGAGCAGAAACUGAGGGGAAACUCAAAAUUAUAUACAAAACUUAUAAGCAAGUACUGAUGAUGCCAGGAUUUCAAAAAUAAAUAAAUUGUGAACUUUUGGUGAGGAUUGCUACUUGAAAAUUCUCCAUCAUUGAUACUUAAUGCCUGAGGUGGCCUUGGUUACUUCCAAGCAAAGCAAUCCUUGGAAAUGAUUCCAAACAGGAUUAUUGGAGUAGUAAUACCUAUUCAAACUGGAGCAUUGAUUCUGGGAACCAUUUCCAGGUUCCACCUAUCAACUUGGGGUGCCAUUUGUUUUAAUCUUUUGGACUAUAUGUGAAAUCUGCUGGAUUUUUCCUUCGUCUGUACAAAUCAUUUUGUCUAUGUUUUGUAGGUUCCAUCAAAAUCUCAGGGCGAUGCAAAAGUGCCAAAGCAGGAGCCUGAAACAUGUGAGGGCCUCUACUGACCACAUUACAUCUCUGCUUUUGAAUAUGGUAUGUUGGUUGGUCUACUGGCCGUGGAGUUACUAUACAUUUGAAGACAAGACCAUUAAAUUCUUGUUUUCUAGAAAUGAGCCGACAUAAAUUUGUGAAUAUAAUAGGCCUUGUUCAAGGGUCGUAGGUUUUAUGUUUAUGGAAACUACCACUAGUUUUUUAUUCAGAGUGAAGGUUUAUCUAUGACUUGCUGAACUGGAACAUGGUAACGAGCAUAAUUAGUGGAGCUUCCUUUUGUUGUGGCUGAUUAAUGGAACCAUAUUGGUGUUUGACAA